CUGGGAGCCCUCGUCGCCCGGGGACGGGGCCCGGGGGGCUCUCGGAGGGGUCGGCCGGGGGCGCUCGGAGGCCGAUGGGGCCCGGGGCGCCCGCCGUGCCAGUGCUCCCCGCCGGGGGGGGCCACGGGAGACCGCCAGAGGGGCACCCCCUUCGGGCCGCCGGAGGGCCGGCGGGUGGCCUGCGGGGCCCGCGGUUCCAGCCUCUGACGCACGAGAUCCUCUGCGAGUGCCUGUCGCAGAUAAAGCAGGUUGUGGAUGGUGGGUUCGCGUUCACCAGGUUGGACGGCUCCAACAAGGAGCUCACCAACCUGGGCAACAAGGUCGAAAACUACAAGCAGCUCCAGCACAUCGUUCUCUCGUCGAACAAGCUCGUCGACAUCGGCGCCGUCACCAAGAUGCCGCACCUGCUGACGUUGCAGAUUGACAGCAACGAGGUUACGUCCUUGGAGUGUAUGCAGGAGGCUGAGCUGCCUUGGUGUCAGAGGCUGAACCUGUCCUCGAACAAGCUUGAGGCAGUGAUGCCGCUGGCUGCCCUGACACGCCUCAGGUUCUUGAACCUGUCCGCGAAUGCCAUAACGUCCCUGGAGGGCUUCGGCGGCCACCCAGCCCUGGAGCAGCUCGAGCUCCAGGAGAACCAGCUCACCACGCUGAAGGGCAUGGGCCCGAUGGGGAGCCUGAAGGUGCUGAACCUCUCGGGCAACCAGCUGACCUCCCUAGAGGGGCUUAGCACGCCCUGCCUGGAGAGCCUCGACGUUAGCAGCAACCAGCUGGCCAGUCUGGAGCACGUGGGCGGCGCGCCGAUGCUCACCGCCCUGAACCUCCAGGGCAACCAGUUCGACGCGGAGGACCCCCAGCUGCCGGAGCUGAGGCGCC
Molecule: messenger RNA, 873 nt
Organism: Prorocentrum cordatum
Lineage: Eukaryota; Dinophyceae; Prorocentrales; Prorocentraceae
Source: the annotation of a GenBank genome assembly